This is a messenger RNA of Vidua chalybeata, 2298 nucleotides long. It is a transcript of the gene CLRN1, whose product is annotated as clarin 1. The record is from RefSeq and is a predicted model, not a curated record. The coding region runs from base 30 to 728 and encodes 232 amino acids. NCBI's taxonomy places the organism in Eukaryota, Metazoa, Chordata, Aves, Passeriformes, Viduidae. Gene Ontology annotation, biological process: equilibrioception; sensory perception of sound. The transcript has 3 exons.
AGCGCGGCCCCGCAGCCCCGUGUGCCACCAUGCCAGCGCAGCAGAAGAAGCUGCUCUUCUGCACAGCCGGGGUGCUGAGCUUGGCCUGCGCGCUGGGCACGGCGGCGGCCGUGGGCACGCAGCUCUGGGUGAGGGGCACGAUCCUCUGCAGCACCGGAGCGCUGCUCGUCAACGCCAGCGGCCCGGAGCUGCACAAGUUCAUCGGCCACAUCCAGUACGGGCUCUUCUCCGGGCAGCGUGUGCGGCAGUGCGGGCUCGGGGGGAGACCCUUCCAGUUCUCAUUUUUUCCAGAUUUGCUCAGAAUUAUCCCUGCGAGUAUCCACGUUAGUGUCAUUCUGUUCUGCACAGCACUGAUUGUCUUUGCCCUGGUGGGAGCAGGGUUCUUCAUGUUCAAUGCUUUUGGCAGCCCCUACGAGACGCUGCACGGCCCCCUCGGGCUGUACCUGUGGAGCUUCAUCUCCUGUUCCUGUGGUUGCCUCAUCAUGAUUCUCUUCUCCUCAGAGGUGAAGAUCCACCACCUUUCAGAGAGAAUUGCUAAUUUCAAAGAGGGAACUUUUACAUUCAAGACUCACAGUGAGCACUUUGCAAAUUCCUUCUGGACCAUCCUGGUCUGCUCCCUGGUGCACUUCCUCAAUGCCCUGCUAAUCCGAUUUGCUGGAUUUGAAUUUCCCUUUUCAAAAUCAAAAGAUUCAGGGACAAUCACAGGAGCAGUUGACCUGAUGUAUUAAAAUGAUGGGAUUUAAGCACAUUUCAAGCAAAGAAAUUUGUCACUAUUACAUCAACAACCACCAGAUGAACCAACUUGUGAAUGAUAGCUCUAGAGAAGGUAAAAAAGGGGAAGUUUCAAGUAAGUGUCAAUAUGAAGUAAGCAGUGAACAAAAGAAGAUGUGCUGUAUGGCAAUGUCUGGAUGGAAAAGCCCUUUUUCUUGGGGUAAGGUCUUAUUAAGACAUUUUGUCCUGUAAACUGUUUUGAAAGUGGCUGGUAUGAAGAAAAAUAGAAAUCUCAGUAGCGUUGCACUGAAUCUGGAAAGUCCAAUCAAUGGGUUGCAGUAGAAGCACACACUCACCAGCAGCAGCUCUGCCCUUCAGCCCUGGUGAAGGCAAGGAUGCAGCCGUGACCACGUCAGAGCAGCAGGGCCCAAGGACACCCAGCAAGGGACAGGACAACGCCCAGGCUCUGCCCCAGCACCCCUCAGACUCCAGCUCAGGUGCAGUGCUCAGAGGGCACAACCCAAACACCUGCACUUUGAUCUGGCUUCACAUGCAUGGCAACAGCAUCAUUUCUCUCCAUGAAACUCCCUGGGUUUUUUCCUUUUAACAAACCAGACUGCCCCAAACCCAAAGUCCUAGGAGCCCUUGUUUCCCCAGCAGAUGCUGCAGCUUGGAGACAAAGCUGACACAGCACAGCAGAUGCAGGGGAGAUGCCACGUGCUCCUGCUUGCCUGAGGGAGGCAGCCAGGCUUGGCAGCGCUGAACAAACCCUCUGCAGCUCAUCAGGCAAGUGGCAUUUCCCAGGGCAGAGCCACGGGAGUGAGCCCAGGUACCUCCACCUUUCACUGCCCCCUCCAGAGAACAGCCCCGCAAGUUCUCAUCAAACAGUACCAAUAAACCCCGUCAGAACCCCGGAGAAGGGCAGCAAUAACACAGCAGACAGGCUCCCGUGCAAGCUGCAGCUCAGCAGGGACUGAGGAACAAAGACAGGAGGGUCUGGCACAGGAAGCCAGAACAGAUGGACUCAUCGGCCCUUGCCCCUGGACAUGCCCAAGUCAGCUAAAGCAAGAGAUGCUUCCCCAGGCACAGCAUCACACCACCAAGCACUGCCUCCGUGGGGUCACCUGGGUGCCUUGGAGAUGAGCAGCUCCUCCCAGGACACAGAAACAACCCUCAGAGCAAGCACGGGUAGAGAGCCCCGUCCCCAUUUAUCUGCAGGGGCUGUGCCCAGCUGUGGGUGAGGAGCAAUCCCAGCCAGCAUCCACCCAGUGCCCGGGUACAGGUCAGACCCGGGCACCAGCUAUCACAGCCCUCUGUGCUUCAGGAUCUACCAGCCCACAAGGCCUUACUGACUUUGAUGUAAUUUUUGUAUUUUCACUGUGAAAGGCAAAACACUGCCGGGUUGUUGCAAAGGUUUGUCAGCUGUAUCCUUUCCCAAGGUAGCUCUGCCUCCACAUCUCCCUGGAUUUUAACACUGUAGAAGGGCUUCUGCAAGUCAGCCCAACUUUUUUCAUAAUUUUUUUCAUUAUCUAUAUGCGUAUUCCUCCUAAUGUUAAUGUAUGUUCUUAAAGCAUAAUUUGUAUUGCA